AUGGCGUUGGGCGAAGUUAUAUUUCGUGUGCCGUUUCUGGUCCUUUUAGAGUGGUUCCUUUGCGUGGAUAUCGCACAUUACAGUGAAUGGACGCCUUAUGCAAGAUUAAUGCAGCUAUCGGGUGAGUUUGAUCUCAUUUUGAUCACAUUAACGUGUUUUUUAAAGGCUUUAAAGCCAUGGUAUAGGUGAUUAUAUAUCCAGUUUUUUGUUACGUUUUUUGUUACGUUUUUUGUCGAAUUUAGUUAUUUUGAGCUUAAAGAUACGCUGAUCAGGCGUCCUAGACUUUCAGUCCGUUAUCCAUGUUUUAGAAUUUUAUCAUAAGCUUGAACCCAUCAAUGGUAGUUGGUAUAUCAAUCAGCCCUGUCUCUUUGACUGUGUGUUUACAUGAGCAAGCAGUUUCGGAAGUUCCUGCUGUCGUGAGAAUGAACCUUUGGCCAAAGACCUUUUUUUAAUUACAUUUUUUCCUUUAUUGCGAAAUUAAAAUAAUGUAGUAAAUCUAAGCUCAUCGCACUUAUUCUAAAUGCCAUUUGGUGGACCAGAGAAGCAAUACAAGUAAAUGAUUAUGCUCCUUUCACUCUCUCUGGGCUAUGAUGUUUUCGCCCUAGUUUUCGUUAUUUUUCAAUGUCUUAACAUAUCUGAAAGGGAAUGCAUAAUCAUUUUGUCCUAUGUAUUUAAUACUUACUGUUGUGAUAUCUGUUUUAGUUAUUAUAAUUAUAACUACUAUUAUUUCUUAAUGGUAUUUAUAUGGAAACAAACUAUUGAAAAAAAUUAACCCUUUAACUCCCAUGAAUGACCAAGAUAGAAUUUCUCCUUACAAUAUCAAUACGAUAUCAAACAGGCAAGUGAUGAGAAUAAACAAAAACAUCAACAUGAGGAUUAGUAGUUGAUCCCAUACCAAAUUCUCAGCACUUACAUGAUAAGAAUUGUAUGCUAGACAGUAAGGAGAAUUAUUCAUGAGAUCUUGGGAGGGGGUUAACAAGAGUACACAACAUUCUGUAUCAGGAGGUCUGUCUUUAACCAUAACUUAUAUUAAUGACCCAGUUCUAUUGCAUUUUUUUUUUUAGGAAUUGUUUUAUGUUUGGUACUAUCCCUUCUUGGCCGAGAUGAACUCAUUAAUUUCUACAGCCACUCUCUUUUCAUCACUGUGGUGACAUUUAUGCUGUACCUGAAUGCAUACAACAGCUUAAAUCUGUACAAUGCCUUAGAGGAACAAGGUCUCUCAAAGUUGAUUACGGAAGAUGGUGCAAUAUUUCUGCUAUUAAUGAUAACUGGAGCUUGGAUGGUGUAUUUAAUAUCACUUGGAAUGUACUCACGGGUGUAUAACUCUUUGAAACCAGUUAUGUUUUCAAUGGCAGCAUUCCCUGUUAUGUUACGGCAUAUGUCAGCUUCAAAUCAGAAAGAUGAUCCAUCCUUAUGGCUCUGCAUUUGCUUUGGUUUUGCAUUUUAUUUGGCUAUAACAGGCACCUACCAGUGCAUUCAUGAUAUUGUCACGCAUUUUAUUACAUCAGCACAAAUUAUCCAGUGGAUGUACAGAAUGUAUGGGUUGACUGUCACUGUUGUGUUUCACUGGCGCAGAGUGAAAGUUCCGUUCUGUAUGAUGACUCUAUGGGGGAUAUUAUUUUUAUACAACAGUUUGAGUUUUUUGCUGUUCUCCAGUGAAUCAGUGACAGUUUUGCAGCUGUUUAAUUUAACAAUGGCCUUAACUUGCAACUCAGUUCUCUCAAUGACAUCAUGUUGUUUCAUAAUUUACAAGCUAUCUGGAUAUAUACUGAAUAUCAUCAAACGAUACCAUCAUGAGGAUAAUAUUGCCCCCCCUGGUGACCCUUACAGCUCUCCUGAUGGUCUUAGAGAAGGUUUCGGAUUUUUCUUUCUUGGUCUUUACACUGGACUUUCAAGUUCAAAGAUAAGUAGAAAGCUUGUGCUUUUGGAAUUGAUUUUUUAUCUAAUCAUUUCAGCUUUAGCAAGAUCAAUGUUUGAAAUAACUGAACCUGUUCUCUUGGGGCUUGCAUCACAACCAAGCAUCAUCUACCGCAAACAUUUACGUGUUUUGUCAUUUUGCAUUUCACUCCUGGGAGCAUCUAUUUAUCUGGCAGUAAAUUUGUACUUUUUAAAAGAGAAAAUUCCUUUCAUUACUCCAAAUGUCAUUACCAUUGCUCAGAUAAUUGCUGCACUUGUAUUGUACUUCUUGUAUGUGUAUGAGUCCCAUCAAACUCAAAUAUGGGAAGAACUGGAUGACUAUGUGUACUUCAUCAAUGGCUCCUGUAAAGUUUUUGAAUUUGUGGUCAUCUCCGCCGUUCUUUUCUACAGAGUUUGUGACUUCAGUUUAGAGUGGACACUGUUUCAAAUUGUUAUGGCAGUGCUGCAUCUCUACUUUAAUAUCUGGACUCCUGCAAAGGAAGGUUGGCUGAGUUUAAAACAGCGUCAUCAGGUGAAUCAAAAACUGAACUCAUUGCCAUCAGCAACAGAGAAAGAAAUUGAUGAACUUGAAGAUGUUUGUUCAAUCUGUUUGGAGGAGUUGAAAGCUGCAAAAGUAACUCCUUGUAGACAUUAUUUUCACAGUUUAUGCCUUCGAAAAUGGUUAAAUGUCCAAGACAAAUGCCCCAUGUGCCAUACAGCUCUGCUAUCACUAUAAACAUAGAAACUUUCUCUCUGCAACUCUUUUAAGACAAGGCACAUUUUACAUCAAGUCUUUGUCACAUGCUAUACCCAGUAGUCACUGCAACUGAAGGCCUGGCACAUCUGGUAAUUUGUCACUGCGACUUGUUCUAGAUGUAGUUUCAAUAUGCACAGAGGGACUUAAGUUGCAGAAACUGGCUGGUGUGGUUUGCUGUCAGUAUUUUGCAACCUUCAAGCUAUUGUAACAGGGUGAUUUAUGACUAACAUUCAAGAAAUGUGCAAAAUUAAUGAGUUACUACUUGAUUACAGAGAAAGGGACAAAAGUUAUUUGAUGCUGUUUUUAAUCUGUACCACAGCAUAAUUAGGGAAUAAUUGUUUUUUUCUUUGCGUAAUUGGUGAGCUCAAUUGUGAACUUUGGGGGCUAGAAAUGAGGAGACUAUCAGGUAUUGAUUGAGUGGUGUGAUUAUUUAAACAAAGCUGAGUGACUGUCUUAGUUUAACAAAACUGUGUCCUAAACAAUUCUUUAUUCAGCUGAACCUUUUAUCUGAACAUUUGUUUUUAAUUAGUGAACAGUGUUAAGAGGGCCAAGACCUAACAGUGGAAGGACAUUUGUUUCAUUAAAUCAACCCUCUUAACCCUUUAACUCCCAGAAGUGAUUAACAUGUAACUUCUCCCUAUAAUAUCUAUACACUAUCCAGCCAACAGGUAAUGAGAAUACUCAAACUUAUCAAGUAGAAGUUUUUAACUUGAUCAAACACCAAAUUCUUGUAACUAUCCUACAAGGAACUGUGUAACAGCUAGUGAAGAGAAUUAAGAAUCAGAUCCUGGGAGUCAAAGGGUUAAAGUGAAAGCCAGAGGCCCACUGAUUGUGUAAAACUGUGGUUUGGGUUAGACCUCAUGAAAAUAACAGGCCCAGUGAGUGUACUGAACAUAGAGCCAAAUCAAAGAUGGCUGUUAAACAGUGAUGAUUAUUUAUAUAACCAAUUUGUUUUAAAAUAGAAAUGUUCCUACAUACUUUGGCUGGCUGAGCUUGUAACUCCUUUCAAACUCAGGGUUUUUACAGCCAAGAUAUAUUAAAGUUUAAAAUGUCCUUUGUUUGAAUAGUUCUGAAGAAUUACCCCAUGAUUGCUUAAACAAUCACUGAUAAUCAUAAUUAUCUAUGUAAAUAUCUAUUUAUAACUCUUUCAGUCCUACAAGUGACUAAUGAGUGAUUUCUCCUAACAAUAUCAAUGCAACAUCAACCAGAAACAUGAUGAGAAGAUAGAAAAUUAUCAGCAGGGGGCACGUUAUUUGAUUCAACACCAAAUUCUCAGAGCUACAAUCACAAGAAUGCAUAGAAGACAUAUUGGGGAAUUUGUAUCAAGAUGGAAGGAGUGAAAGGGUUAACAAAUAGAUUCCAUGUUGCUGUACUCCUGUUCAGUAAUAGAUCAGAGUUGGUGACAAAAUGUGGUAAGAAUUUUAAAGUGGCACACAAGGCUGCAGCAGGUUGUGUCACUAAUACUCCACCACAUUUUGACAUAAUCUUUGAUUACUGUACAGAUCUGCACCAACAUAGAAUCUCUUUGUUGAUAAGCAAAAUGUUGUUAAUGGUGAUGUUAUCUUUGUGUUUGUCCUCCAAUGGCUCAUAAGUAAUAACCGAUCAAAAUGCUUGCAUAUUUCAGCUUAUCAUAUGAUAAAAUAAUGCUACACUGUACUAUUUGGUGUAACAUGAAAAACUAACCAGUACAGUGUUUCUUUGAGCUCCUAAUACAAAGAUAUUCAAAAUAUUAGGCAAGGACUUAUGGUAAUAGAAUUGUACAUGUUUAUGUACAGUUUGUUGUAUGUAUUCCAAUGAGAUGCCUUUAUAGUCUGAGAAAAUAAUUGUAAGCUGGCAAUGCUAAGUAAAAUUCAGUGUGUAUAUUCCAAGGGAAGACAAAUUUAAUUAAAGAGGAAUAGAUACAUGUUGUAAGUAUUCUUUAAGUAACAUGAUCUAUUUUGUUAGCUUUAAUAGGAUUAUGAAAUUUAGUUUAAAAUGUUAGAAACAAUAAAGCAAGUUUAUUUUUUAAUGC
This is a messenger RNA of Pocillopora meandrina, 4664 nucleotides long. The record is from the annotation of a GenBank genome assembly. NCBI's taxonomy places the organism in Eukaryota, Metazoa, Cnidaria, Anthozoa, Scleractinia, Pocilloporidae.